Messenger RNA from Stylophora pistillata, 846 nucleotides. RefSeq lists its product as uncharacterized. Gene Ontology annotation, molecular function: transmembrane receptor protein tyrosine kinase activity; protein binding; ATP binding. Lineage: Eukaryota; Metazoa; Cnidaria; Anthozoa; Scleractinia; Pocilloporidae. The record is from RefSeq and is a predicted model, not a curated record. Gene Ontology annotation, cellular component: plasma membrane; signaling receptor complex. Gene Ontology annotation, biological process: cell surface receptor protein tyrosine kinase signaling pathway; multicellular organism development; positive regulation of kinase activity.
AUGACGGAUCUGCCGAUAGUCUUUAAACUUAGCUAUUUAAGCUUUAUACAGGACUUGGCAAAUUUUGAUUCUUUCUCUCUUGAGCCCGCUAACGUUACCAGCCGCCAAUCAGGGUGCGCAAAAAGCACUAAUGAACUGCAGACUUGUUCAGGAUUCAUCGUUUCCGUAUCAGCUUACAGCGACUGCAUUGAAGUAGACUGGAAUAUCUCUCUAGGCAGCGCAGGAUGGGCGAGCUGCCCACUGGGAAAGUACCUCAGAGGAGUUUCGAGGGCGCAUAUCACCAAUCCCGACGGUAUCGACAAUAUCAAAGCAGGGAAAUGUUGCACUCCACCUCAUGAGUUUCUUGACCAGGAUACUGAGUGUAAAACAGUAAACUGGAAAACGCGAUUAAGCAAAAAUCACAAGUGGGCUUCCUGUCCUGAAGGCUAUUUUCUACGGGGAUUUUAUUAUUCAAAUAAAACUUUGUUAAACAACAUCGAGCAAGCUUGGUGUUGCAGGCCAAAGAACUACAUAAGCCGGACCAAAGAAUGCUACCUUCAAGAUGUGGGGAUAAAACUUGAUAAAGAGGGCUGGAGCACGUGUGGAGACUGGUACCAUAUGGCUGGCGUGUACAGAGGAGGGUGUAAUUUUUUACACUGCAUUGAGACACUGACCUGCUGCAAAAUUAUGGCGCAAGGUGUUUGUUAUCGUUAAUUUACGAAGUAAAGUUAGGAUUCUACACAAUACCAGACGAACAGACCAAACAAUCACAUGGUUUCUGUUGGGUUUGACUAAAAAGUACCUAACUAUAAAUUUUUUCCUAUUUUGCAGAUAGGGUUGUUCUAGGUCACUGGCUUCUAGGCGGUC